This is a messenger RNA of Bipolaris maydis ATCC 48331, 783 nucleotides long. RefSeq lists its product as uncharacterized. The record is from RefSeq and is a predicted model, not a curated record. NCBI's taxonomy places the organism in Eukaryota, Fungi, Ascomycota, Dothideomycetes, Pleosporales, Pleosporaceae.
AUGUCUCUAGUAACACCUUCAUCGUCCCAAUCAGGGAGUACCCCCGUGAAACCUUUCAAAGGAUUUGCGAAGGUGUUCAAUUCGCCACGCACCAUCUCACCAUCGAUCCCACUGCACGAUUUGUCAGAAAUCAUCGAAGAUGCAGUUCAGCAGGCAUUGAGUACUCAACUAAGAGAGCUAAUGGCUGCGAUGACCAAGCAGUGCUACAAACCCAUGCAUUCUUUGACGGCGGAAAUCAAAUCUUUGAAGACCUUCAUUGAGAAACGGCAAAAGCAUGCGCCAUUCCGCUCACUAGAUGCGAUUUUACUCAGAGUCGUGCUCAAACUGACCAUGGCUGACACUGAGAAGAUGUCGAAAACGAUACCCGCUACGAGACUGCAGAUGGUGCGGUCGCUAGGCUAUCCUUAUGACCAAGUCACAUCUAUCAGGCUAUACUCCAAUCUGAACGAGUUAGCUGUUUACACAGAUUCUUUUCCGAUACAGGAAGAGCUGAAGAAAAAGGAGAGCGUGGCGGCUAUGGCGGAUGCGCUUGGCCUUGAACACGAAUCAUCGAUCAAACUGGACACCUACUGGGUUGUCUUGCACGAAUACGACAUUCCAUCCGAUUAUCUGUGGAAUUGCAAGAAACAUCUCCAAGAGAUGAAAUCUCAGACGGGCCUCAACAUCAGUGAAGUUAAGUACUCGGGACAGAAACUCUUGUGGGGCUUCAGUACUCCUUCUGAGGCCAUACAGGCGUGCCAGAAACCUCUGUACUUUGCAGGAGACCACGCAAUAGCUAUGUGA